AUGGACAAUGCUCAAUCGCUCAUCGCUCCUGGUCACACCGAAAAGCACGCCGAUCUCUGCGCCCGCCUUCGUCAGAGGCAGGUUGCCGAAGUCGUCCAGGUCUCAGAUCGUGGCUCUGCUGUGCAGAACUGGCUCACAGCCCUCAUCUCGGACCUCUCUUAUUACCUCUUCACGUGGCUGCCCAGAACCUGGUGGGUCACCCUGACCAGCUUGCCACAGCUUCUGUUGGACCCUAUCGGCUUCUGGACCGCCCUUGUUUUCGCCUCUGUCACUACUGUUGUUCUCUUUGCCACUCUGAUCUUCAGUGCCAGCUGGCGGCUCUCCUUCUUUCAGGUACGAUGGCAAGCCAUAUCGGCCAUAGCAGAUGUUGGCCUCGGCAACUUCGCGUAUCCUCUUAUCUUCGAGUUUGACGCCGAUCCUCAGAAUGAACUCAUUCGCAAUGCUGCCUUCAAGGCCAUGUCGCAUCCCGAUGGUGCGGACGCCAAACCCUCCUCAGCCGAGGAGCGCAACUUUGACCUGGAGAUCUCUAAGAUUCUCAUGAUGAUCUCUGCUCUAGUAUACGAGCGCAAUGUCGGUGCGUAUCACAAAGCUGCCCGAGUCGCUCAGCGAGUCAAGCAUCAGAAGAAGCAGGUUACCUGUGGCCGGGACGCCCUCACCCAGGCUGGAAGCGAAAUUGGUAACCAUCUCGGUCUUGCCGAUAGCAAGAUCCGACGCGUUGCCAACGAAUGGGGGCUCAACUACGCCAGCAUAUCGGAACUUGCCACCAACACGUCCCCGCUCUGCGGUGCCUUCUGGCAUCCUGACCACAAUUUCAUCAUACUCGCGUUCAAGGGCACCAAUCCGGUUGAGUUCAAGGAGUGGGCCAUCGAUUUCACCUUUGACUACACCGACGGCCGUGCUUGGCUCCCUGGCUUUUCCAAAGUCCAUGCCGGCUUCUACAACCAGCUCUUCCCGCAAGAUCUCAACCACGCUACAGGCGCUUUUCCCUACACCGAGAUCCGCACUGCCAUCAGCCAGAUCGCCGAAGAGAUUCGCAUCACCUCCACCUCCCACUGCGACCACGUCAACCUGUUCGUCACCGGCCACAGUCUCGGAGCAGGUCUUGCGAGCCUGUUCUACGCGCGUGCUAUCGCUUCGCCGAAGGAUUUCGGCAAGACUGAGGAAGGAUGCGAUCGGAUUCGCGUGCGCGAUGCGUACUGCUUUGGAACUCCCAUCGUCGGCGACCCCGACUGCGUUUCGGCCUUCAACCAGGUCUGCCACGAACGAGACCUCGACCGUCCGCAGGCGCUUUGGCGAGUCACCAGCCGUCGUGAUGCUGUGGCUACGCUGCUACCGGAUGCCGGCGACAACCAUAUGCUGCGUCACAUUAGUCCUUUGAGUCAGCUUCACUUUGCACACAUCGGUCAGGAAGUCCAGCUUAGCAACAAUAUCAACAAGGUCUACACGGGUCCUGGCACGUUGCUUCCGACACAGACCCCGGUCUACGUGGUCACGCACUUGGAUGGAGACGGUGAGGGGCCCAAUGUGUCGCUGCCUCUUAUCUAUCAGCUGCUCGAAUACGUUCCAGUCGUACGUCGCUUGGUCGCGCAUGUUCCAUCGUCCUACUGGGAUAGGCUCACCAAGGUGCACGCCGGAGGACCGAUCGAAUACGCCCGUACCCAUUGA
Molecule: messenger RNA, 1665 nt
Organism: Pseudozyma hubeiensis SY62
Lineage: Eukaryota; Fungi; Basidiomycota; Ustilaginomycetes; Ustilaginales; Ustilaginaceae
Exons: 3
Coding region: 1-1665 (554 amino acids)
Biological process (GO): lipid metabolic process
Source: RefSeq, a predicted model, not a curated record